Gossypium raimondii (Peruvian cotton) is the source of this 1304-nucleotide messenger RNA. RefSeq lists its product as uncharacterized. The coding region runs from base 377 to 853 and encodes 158 amino acids. The record is from RefSeq and is a predicted model, not a curated record. NCBI's taxonomy places the organism in Eukaryota, Viridiplantae, Streptophyta, Magnoliopsida, Malvales, Malvaceae. The transcript is spliced from 3 exons.
CCACCCAUAUACAUUCCCACUCAUAACGAGGUGGAACCAUCCGGCAAGUCAUGCUCGAUUACCUACCAAACUUGAAGAUAUACAGCUUCUAUUGGACCAACGGUCGGAAGCACAAUUUCAAUGGACACCAUAUGAGGAUCUGACAAUUCGGGUAGUAAUACCGGAAGAGUUUUUACAAAAUUUGAACGCUUGGCACGUCAAAGUCGUACUGAUCAACUUCGCAACCGUGGAGCCGCACCAGACAGACAGAGUGCUACGACAGUUUGGAUGUAGACAACCGAUUCUCGUGGACCCUGAGGAGUUUGACGAUCACCACAAAAUCGACCUUCGGCUAUUAGGUACGGAUUGGCCUAGAUACUGGUCCAGGUACAUAGAAAUGUGGGAAAAUCGGCAUGAAUAUCAACCUACUCGGGAACCAAUCAUCGUUCCGGAGUUAGGGUGCGUUCCAGAAUACAUGCCAUGGUUUAGGAUCCAUUGCAAGCCGUAUUUACUGACGCCAGAGAAGAAGCAGCGGCAAAUACGUGUCGGAAGGGAAAUGCGCGGGCCUCUAAAUCCAAGUGGACAAGACUACGAAGGCAACCCCUCAACGAGGCCCAGACAGUCACCCAGCUCAUCAUCAGCGGCCAUGCAAUCACCGUCCCGCACGAGAGCACCGACGCAGUCACCUGACGCAGCAAUUCAACCGAUGAUACCCACGCAACCGCCUUUUCAGAUGAUGCCAGGUGCGUUUUCUAGCCCUUAUAUGUACCCUAACCCUUACAUGUAUCCUUUUUCCGAAUCCUAUGGCAGGUUGGAGCCAAAUGCCCGGUUCAGCUCCAUUUCCUGUUAUGCCGAGCGGACCACCGAUAUAUAGGCCAGCGGCACAGGAGGGAUCCCAAGGGGGCUGUCGGGGAGCUCUCAUUUUUACCAAUCCCCACCAAUGUAUGGCUUUCAAACACCGUCGCCGUUCAUGAUGCAAACACCUCCACAUACACUAUUCUUUGAAGGUGGAUCAUCGUCCCAAGUCCGACAACCAGAUGCCGAACCGGAAGAACCAGAAUCAGCACCGGAGGAAGAACAACCGCCGCCGGAAGCUAGAGGAAGGAGGAAUCCAGUGCGUAACCGUCGACGGCCGCCAUGUGGAAUUGAAUCCCCCGGGCAUAGACAUUGAUUGCCGUAUUUAAAUUUAUUAUUUGAUGUAAUAAAAUAGAAGUUUAUUUGAUGUAAUAUGCAUAGAAAGUUUUUCGAGUUAUUUUGAUAUUAUUUGAUGUAAUAAAAUAGAAGUUUAUUUGAUGUAAUAAAAUAGAAGUUUAUUUGAUGUAAUA